AUGGCACCAAUACCCCUCUCUCGACCGUUGAUAUCCACUCUUAUCAGGCCUCGCGCCGAUAUCGAUAUCGAUAAUUAUACACACGGCUAUGCGCUGCACGACCGAUCGACAACGGCGCACUCAUCCGCAAUUCUCAAUCCCGGAUCCUCCCUCGUCUCCCGUCAAACGCAAGUCGUUUCCAUCCCCGCGACAUACGGCGGACUAGAUGCCGGCCCGUCCCCCGGCGUCGUUGCGGGUAUCAUCCUUGGUUCCGUCGGCGGGUUCUUCCUCCUUCUCUAUUUGAUCUACACGGCUGUCGCAUGGAACAAUAACCGCCUCAGCGUAGUAGAAGAAGAUAUAGUCGUGCGAAGAUCACCGUCCCAUCGCCGUAGGUCGCGAGAGGUGGUCGAAGUAGUCCGGUCGCGGUCACCGCCGCGAUCUCGCCAUCAUGAUCGAAUCGUGGUUGAGGAAUCGGUCACGACCCAGACGGAGGACGAUGUUGUGGAAGUGAUUGAGGAAGCCUCUUCGGUCGAACCACCACCGCGGAGGUCACGCAGAUCGGGAGGUUCGUACAGAACUGUUGAUCCGUAUGAGUAUGGCGGCGGUGAUGCUCCACCGAGACGGAUGCGCAGAUGA
Molecule: messenger RNA, 615 nt
Organism: Paecilomyces variotii
Lineage: Eukaryota; Fungi; Ascomycota; Eurotiomycetes; Eurotiales; Thermoascaceae
Exons: 1
Coding region: 1-615 (204 amino acids)
Source: RefSeq, a predicted model, not a curated record